Suillus clintonianus is the source of this 1923-nucleotide messenger RNA. RefSeq names its product Alpha/Beta hydrolase protein. The coding region runs from base 1 to 1923 and encodes 640 amino acids. The transcript has 5 exons. NCBI's taxonomy places the organism in Eukaryota, Fungi, Basidiomycota, Agaricomycetes, Boletales, Suillaceae. The record is from RefSeq and is a predicted model, not a curated record.
AUGAUACUCGAUCGUUCGCAUGUUGUCUUACACCACACUGUGCUAGGAACCACUUUCAGAGGCAUCGAUCAUCCAAUAUCCACCGUGGAUGUACCCAUACACCAAUUCCGCGGAAUCAAAUACGCCAGCGUACCAGCUCGCUUUCGUCAAUCAAAACUCGUCACUUCGUACCCCUCCUCAGUCGAUGCAACCCGCCAUGGCCCAAUAUGCCCACAGCCUGACCGACAGAGUCUUGAAGAGGAACUUAUUGGUCUUGCCGACAGCGAUAUCCCAAGACAAGUCUUUAAACGGGAUGAGUUUGAGUGUCUCAACUUGAACAUCACCUGUCCUGCUGGUCAUCACCGUCAAUCGCAACUUCCAGUUAUGGUUUGGAUCCAUGGCGGAGGCAACCGUGGUUGUGGCUCAAGUUGGAUCUAUGAUGGCGGUGCGCUUGUUAGGAAGAGUGUACGUAUUGAUUCACCAAUCAUAAUGGUCACAAUCAACUUUCGCAUAGGAGUGUUUGGUGUUGCCGCAAACAUGCAGUUGGCAGAUGAUAACCGAGCAGCAGGCGAUGAAGGCGUGGGCAAUUAUGGCCUGCGCGACCAACGCCAGGCUCUAGAAUGGGUGAACCGUUACAUUACAGAUUUCGGAGGAGACCCAUCCAACGUCACCCUAUUCGGCCAUUCUUCGGGAGCAGCAGACAUCGUUGCUCACCUGUACUCCAGCGCCAACUUGACUCGCCCCCUAUUUACUCGGGCAAUUGUUCAAAGCGCAAUCAUUGAGCACAAUCCUCCAGAACCACCUUCAGCUGGGUGGCAACUGUCUAGAGCGUUGGCUCCACUGUACGCCUCCUCCGUCGCACAACUUCGUGCUAUAGAUCCCGAAUCACUUGCCAACGUCAAUGUCCCCUUCCGGGCUGUUGAUGAUGGUGUCUUCUUCAGGAAGGGAUUCAAAGAUCUCCUCUUUCCACUCUCGGAGUCGGAUGAACCCGUCAGGGCUCCCCUUGACAGAGGUUUGAACUCGCUGCGAUUUGCUAUUCGCAAGGCAAAAAGCAAGAGUCGAAGCCCACACCCAGUGGGCAGCUGCGUGCCUACCGUCACCCCUACACCCACUCCUGGCCUCCAGCCCCUCCUCAUUGGCGAUUGUGCAUGCGACAGUUCUCUUUGGUCUCAGCCUGCACGUCAAUGGGUAGCUCCCGCUGUUGUGCGACGAAUUCGUGCGAUCUGCCAGUCAAUCACAAAGGCCUCUGCUCUUCUUAAUGCAUAUGAGAUAGGCCCGCACAUGUUCUCGGAAGAUCUUACGGACCGUUUACUUGAGUUCGUGGAGGACGCACGCAUAGCAUGGCCCACGGAGUGUGUUGUUCAAGCCGCGCAGAGGACUGGUCGACAGGUCUGGCGGUAUGUGUUUGAUCAGGAGGGUCCUGCACAGGGGAUGCCCCACCAUGCAGCAGACCUGGUAUACUUGUUCGACAACGUUUCACUCCCAUUAUCACCUUCGUCCUCACCUACUGCUUUUGAUGAUGACGAGUCGCUUCCAUCACUCCCAUCAUCAAGAUCGACCUCUGCUGAUGUGGACGAGAUCCUCGGCAAGAUGCACACCGUCGACGAACUUGACCUCAUGGAUAUCGACAAGUUCUCCUACGGCUCAGAGUCGAGUUUUGGCGGGUGGGCCCAACCCGUUGUUGAUGAGUUGAUGUAUGCCCGUGUGCGAGACGCGAUACAGGAACGGUGGAUCGCGUUCGCGCAGGGAGAGCGGCCAUGGGAUAAUUCUCGUGGCAAGGUGUAUGUUUUUGGCCCUGAAGGCGAAACGGGGGAGCGAAGUGCAGGUAUCUUCUCGGGUAGACGACGUCAAAAGAUAUGGGAGGACGUGCUGAAGCCUCUGGGCAUGACGCUUGUGCAGAAGGUCGCACAAGAGCUCAGCAAUGGUCCUGGGCUGCCACGGUAA